Lottia gigantea (owl limpet) is the source of this 1778-nucleotide messenger RNA. RefSeq lists its product as hypothetical. NCBI's taxonomy places the organism in Eukaryota, Metazoa, Mollusca, Gastropoda, Lottiidae. Gene Ontology annotation, biological process: multicellular organism development; positive regulation of kinase activity; cell surface receptor protein tyrosine kinase signaling pathway. Gene Ontology annotation, cellular component: signaling receptor complex. The record is from RefSeq and is a predicted model, not a curated record. Gene Ontology annotation, molecular function: transmembrane receptor protein tyrosine kinase activity; ATP binding. The coding region runs from base 262 to 1152 and encodes 296 amino acids. The transcript is spliced from 7 exons.
UGGUAUUUUGGUAAGGUAACUCGGAAUGCUAGUGAAGAAUGGUUACUAUCACCAGAUUAUCCUAAAGGAACAUUUUUAAUCAGACAGGGUGAACAAUCUCCAGAUACCUACACACUAUCAGUGAAAGAUUGUGAUGAAUUACGAGGGUUUCUAGUAAAACAUUAUAAAAUAGUGGCUAAGGGUGUUCAAUCCAAUCAGUAUGUGUACUUUAUCACCCAGAAAAGGGUGUUUUCAUCAUUAGUAGAUCUAGUUGACCAUUAUAUGGAAAUCCCAGAUGGUUUAUGUACCAAGUUAACAGCUAUCUGUAUUAAACCCCGGUCAUUAUUAUGGGCAUUAGAUCGUGGUAAAGAUGAUGAAUAUGCCACUGAAAGAGACAGUAUAACUAUCAUUAAUAAAGUUGGUAGUGGACAGUUUGCUGAUGUUUAUUUAGGUAAAAUUGGCCAAUCAGUUAGUGUAGCUGUAAAAAUUCAAAAUCGUGACAAUGUGACAACUUCAGCUUUCCUAGAUGAGGCUCAAAUAUUAAAAACAUUACAACACCCUAAUAUUAUACCCUUAAAAGGAAUCUGUAGUGAAAGGGAACCUGUGUAUAUAUUAACGGAAUAUAUGUGUAAUGGAAGACUGUCCUUAUUUUUACGUGAAGGAAGUGGUCGUGAUUUGACUCAACAUCAAUUAAUACGCAUUGGAGCUCAGAUAGCAGAUGCCAUGGCUUACAUGGAAAAAGAAAAAUUUGUACAUAGAAAUUUAGGUGCUAGGAAUAUUUUAGUUGGUGAUCAAAAUCGUGUGAAAAUAUCUGGGUUUGGAAUGACAAAAGCUACCAAUGAUCCUGAUUUUAAUUACAGAAAAGGAUUGAAAAUGGCUAUUAAAUGGAUGGCACCAGAAGUGUUAUUGUAUAAUAAAUACAGUUCUAAGGCUGAUGUCUGGUCAUUUGGUAUUGUGUUGAUAGAAAUAUUUACCAAAGGCAAGGAACCAUAUGAUGGAAUACCAAGCAAAGAAUCAUUUGAGAAAGUUCAAAGAGGUUAUCGAAUACCGCGACCAGACAACUGUCCAACAGAAGUGUAUGAUGUCAUCUGUAACUGCUGGCAGACAAAUUCACAUUCACGGCCAACGUUUGACUAUUUAAAUACAUUUCUACAUGAUUACAAUGACAGCUGAAUUUCAUUAGAUAAGAAUAUGAAAUGAUGUGAAUUAAUUCCUUGAUUCUGAUUGGAUUAUAAAUAGUGGUUGUCAAGGAUACCUCCUAUGCUCACUGUGCUCAUCCACAUCCUGUGCUCACGCUCAUAAACAGGAAAUAGAAAUAUGUAAAUUAUUAUAAAGUUUGUGAAUAAUAUAUUCUGUGAAUGAAGUGCUAUUGACCAAUGGAAAACCAAUAUUUGGAGCAAUGAGGAUAACAAAAUUGGUUUUUGUGUUGACCUUAAAACUGUCGUAACUCAGGUCAUGCUUUUGGUUUUGAAAAAAUAGACACAACCUAAAAAAUAAAGUUAAAAUAUCUAUGAAGUGGAACAUGACAAUUUUAGGUGCUGUGUACAUGCAGCUCAAAAUGUUUUUGUAUUUGUUAGUGUUGGGGAUUAGUUUUGGUUUUUUGUUAGUGUAUUAUUAAAUGAUAUGCUGGGACAUAUUUAUACAAAAAAAACUUACAAAGACAAUUUACACUACUUUAACUACACACUAAAUAAUGGCAUAAAAAGAUAAAUCUUAGUUGGGUAGGUGAUGCCAGUGUUAAAGGAAUUUUUUUUUAUGGUUGUUACAAUUCAACAAAAUCUUGCAUAUGCUGCUGGCAG